CGGAGGAGGAGGCUGGCCAGGCGAUGCCGCUCUGGCUCCAGCUCGCUCGCCUUCCCUCCGCGCUCGCUCUUCCCCCCAGCCCUGGCAGCUCGGCGCCUAAGCGGCAAUGCUACCUGGUCGCGAUGUGGCAGGGCCGGAUCUGCAGCCGCGAUGGUAGCCGUGCGGCCAGGCCGGGCUCCUAGCUGGCGAGAGGCAGACUCCGGCGGCGGCGGCGGUGGCUGUUGCUUCCCUCCCGCCUCACAGAUGCUCCAGGAGUCCCUUUGCAACCCCGCUCUGUCUCUUUACGCCAAGGGACCUUCAUGGCAUUGGCAACGAGACGGAAAGAGGCGUGAAUAAUUCUCAAGCUCUGCCUUCCAGAACUGGGAAAAGCGUUUGACCUUUAAGGAAAAAGGAAGAUAUUGGUGCAAAAGGAUCUCUCUCUCUCUCUUUUUUUUGGCUUGAUCCCAGACGUGAAGGAUUGUAUAGUGUAUAUAUAGAUAUAUAUUUGAUGUGUCAUACUUAAACUUGCUAAACUAAGAGCAUAAGCAACACACUUUGGAGCAAUGAAGAAGUUCUUUGACUCUCGACGAGAGCAGGGCGGAUCUGGAGCCGGUUCUGGUACCAUUGGGGGAAGCAGCAGCAACACAGGGCCAGGCAGCGGUUAUAUAGGCCGGGUUUUCAAUAUCGGAAGGCAUCAGGUGACUGUUGAUGAGGUUCUAGCUGAAGGUGGGUUUGCAAUUGUAUUCCUGGUGAGGACCAGCAACGGGAUGAAAUGUGCCCUCAAACGGAUGUAUGUCAACAAUGAAUACGACCUACAAGUCUGCAAACGGGAGAUUCAGAUAAUGAGGGAUCUUGCUGGACACAAGAACAUUGUUGGAUACAUAGAUUCUAGUAUAAACUCUGUGAGCAGUGGGGAUGUUUGGGAAGUUUUAAUUCUAAUGGAUUUUUGCCGAGGAGGCCAGGUGGUGAAUCUGAUGAAUCAGCGUUUACAAACGGGUUUUACGGAAAGUGAAGUUCUGCAGAUUUUCUGUGACACAUGUGAAGCUGUGGCCAGGCUACACCAAUGCAAACUGCCCACAAUCCACAGGGAUUUGAAGGUGGAAAAUAUCCUACUCCAUGAUCGUGGCCAUUAUGUUCUAUGCGAUUUUGGAAGUGCCACCAACAAAUUCCAGAACCCUCAGCUUGAAGGAGUAAAUGCAGUGGAAGAAGAAAUCAAAAAGUAUACCACGCUAUCCUAUAGAGCACCAGAAAUGGUCAAUCUUUAUAGCGGCAAGCUGAUUACUACAAAAGCAGAUAUAUGGGCUCUGGGCUGCUUGCUAUACAAACUCUGCUAUUUCACUUUACCAUUCGGAGAGAGCCAGGUGGCAAUUUGUGAUGGAAACUUUACCAUUCCUGACAACUCUCGCUACUCCCAAGACAUGCACUGCCUCAUAAGGUAUAUGCUAGAGCCAGAUCCUGACAAAAGACCCGAAAUUUACCAGGUCUCCUAUUUUGCAUUCAAGCUAGCUAAGAGGGAGUGUCCAAUCCAAAAUGUACAGAACUCCCCAAUCCCUGCCAAGCUUCCUGAGCCAGUGAAAGCAAGUGAAGCUGCUGCUAAGAAGACCCAGCCAAAAGCCAGGCUGACGGAUCCUAUUCCUACGACAGAAACAUCCAUCACCCCACGCCAAAGACCCAAAGCUGGGCAGACACAACCUAAUCCAGGAAUUUUGCCCAUCCAGCCUGCCCUGACUCCUAGGAAGAGGCCCACAGCUCAAGCAAAUAUCCAGGCGCAGGCUGCAGUGCCAGCAUCUUUGGCUAGCAGUCAGCCUUUGCUUCCUGCAGGUCUCUCACAGCCAAAAGCUCUGCCUCAGCCGAGUCAACCUCAGCCUAAGCAGCCGGUCCCUGUACAGCCAGCUGCUGCUGCCUGCCAGCCACAGGUUCCUUCAACUCAGCCCCAAGCCACUCCACAGCACCAGAUCUUCUUAAAACAGCAGCUGCAGCAACGGCAGCUGCAACAGCAGCAGCAGCAGCAGCAACAACAACAACAGGCUCCAUUCUUUCAGCAUCCACCAGCAGCUCAGCAGCCAGUACAAGCUCCAGCACAGCAGCAAGCAUUGCCGCAGGCACCUCAGCAACCUGGGAAGCCACAGUUUCCAGUGGUGCAGCAGGGAGUGGUUGCCACGGCACAACCACAGCCAGUACAGAACUACAUGCAGCAGCCGCAGCAACUGACCCAACAGACCACUGUACAGCCGAAGACAACUGUAGCAGCAGCGCAGCAGACGCAACCAACUCAGAACCUGCCACAGGCACAGCAGGUUGUGGCUCAACCAGCCUCUACACAGGAUCAGCCGCAAGCACCUCCACGUCAACAAAAGACCCCAAAGACCCCUCCUUCAGCUGUUCAAGGGCAGAAGGUGGGCUCCCUCACGCCCCCAUCCUCCCCCAAGACGCAGCGAGCUGGACACAGGAGGAUUCUGAGUGACGUGACGCACAGUGCCGUCUUCGGAGUCCCGGCGAGCAAAUCGACUCAGCUUCUCCAGGCGGCCGCAGCUGAGGCCAGCCUCAACAAAUCCAAGUCUGCUUCGACUACCCCUUCCGGUUCCCCCAGAACCUCUCAACAAAACGUCUACAACCCUCCAGAUGUCUCCACCUGGAAUCCCUUUGAUGAUGACAACUUCUCCAAGCUCACAGCAGAGGAGCUAUUGAACAAGGAUUUUGCAAAACUGAACGAUGGUAAACUUCCGGAGAAGCUCAGCGGCUCCACUGAAAACCUGAUUCCGGGUUUUCAGCCUGCACCUUCCACAACGCAAGCAGAUGCAUUUGGGCCAUCUUCUGUUGCAUCUGUAUCGGCUGAAAAAACAAAAGAUAUUCUGGACUCUAGCCCGCCACUUCUGGCUGUUCCUGAUCCUUUCAUUCCUCUUCCUCUGUCAGAUACACCAGAAAAACUGAUUGAGGGUCUCAAAUCUCCUGAGCCUGCACUUCUGCUCCCUGAUAUCCUGCCUCUUGCAGAUCCCUUUGGUAGCUCGCCUGAUGCUGUGAAUGGACAAGCCGACCUAACUGUUGACAGUCUCAUACCAGGCCUUGAGGCCCCUGUUCCCCAGUGUGCAUCAUCGCAGACUGAUACUAUGGCUGCAAACAGAGCAGAUUCUGUCACUGGGGAGGACUCCCUGCUUGAUUGCUCUCUUCUUUCUAACCCAGCCACUGCUGACCUUCUGGAUGAAUUUGCUCCUUUAGCCAUUUCAUCCCAAACUCACAAAGAUGAUACUAACCUGAUCUCGGGCUUUGAUCUCCCAGAGGGCUCUGAAAAAGUGACAGAAGAUGAGUUUGACCCCAUCCCUGUGUUAAUAUCCAAAAAUUCACAAGGUGGGCAUUCUAGAAACAACAGUGGAAGCUCUGAAUCCAGUCUUCCCAACCUAGCCAGGUCUCUACUGCUAGUGGAUCAGCUCAUAGACCUGUAGCAGUCAAUCAGUAACAGAUGCGGUUUCUGUAACGUACUUAAAUCCGACUCUCUUUUUUUUCCCCCCCUUCACCCCGCCUAAAGGAGCUAUCUUUAGUUGUUGGGUGGCUUUGGUUUGGUUUUCAUUUAAAAACGACCCUGCAAAUGGAAGGAGCCCUCUCUUGGGGCUUCUCUGUACUCCUUCACAGCACGUCCUCGAUAUAGCUUGCUGCAGUUUCUUGUGCACUCCACUCUCCUAGCCUCUUUCUUCAGAGCGCUACUGUUCAUCAGUCACCUUGCUGAAACUUAUCCCAUGGCUCCACCUAAAAACUCUCCCUGAAAAUGAAUUACGUAUAACCCUGCUAGAAUUGCCUAUUUCUAAUACUGCCACCUCUGCCCCUUUCUGUAGUCUAGUGGAACAAAAAUGUACAUCCACCUCUUUCUUUCAUUUAAAGAAAAAGUCGAAAGGUAAAGGACAGUGAAAAUAGUUUUGCCUUGUCCCUCUCUGAUGCAAGGGAAUCUGUUGGGAAGGUUGGUUCAACUUUGGGCACUGCCAAAAUUGGGUUCAUGUGACCGGCCAAGUGCAGACAAAAAAAGAUCAUGCGUUUUGAAAGAGGAUGUUUUCUCCCUAACUUUUACUGUUCCACCACCUGCUUAGGAAUGGACUGUGCUUUUUAAAAUAAAUAUUAACACCAUGGAAGUUAUCCCACGCAAACUAAGUUACAAAUGUAAAACAUUAUAAAACAUGUAAAAAGCAUGGCUAAGGCCUUUUUCUGUUGAAUUUAAUGCUUGGUUGAAGAGGGCAUUGAGGCAACAGAUGGAUCUUCUUGUGGGUUCAGGCCCAUAGAGGAAUUUUUAUGUACAUCAGAUUUCCCUGACAGUUCUCCCCUCUCAGAUUCUUACAGUGUAGCCAAAAUUGUUAAACAUGAUCUUUCCUCAAUCACUUUGGGUUUUUGCUGUCUCCCUUUGUAACUGCAUAUAGUGUUAACAUGGAUCCAAAUUUUCCUCUCCCAGUAGACAAAAUGACUGUGACCUUUAUUCAGAUCCUUCAGUCUUUGUAGAGCUAGCAUGCACUCCUUGUCAGCCAGUUGAGAGUAAGUGCUUUUCAGCUUAGGUGUUACCUGAAUGGGUUUUACCUUUUCUUUCCACCUCGAUAUGCUUGGUUUCGUCAAACUACUGGAUAUAGUAAACUUGUUCUCAUUGACUUCUGAUCUUCAAGUCCACAGUUAACUGUCACACAAGAUGUUCUUCUGAAGAGAAGAACUGCCCUUGCUCCUUAGUGGAAUAAUAGCUUAAUGCUAACUUUGUGUAUGUGUAUGUAGCUGUAAUAGUAAAAAAAAAAAGUUCAGUUUUCCCCAUGUGUGAAGGUAUGAAUGAUUAAACUUCUAGGUGUAUCAGCCUCUCCUAGGAAGAGGAAAAGACAUUUUGAUGUCCCCAAGUAUUUUUCUCUGUUCUUCCCCCUUCCUCUCUCAUAUCUCGUCCAAACCUCUUCCCCACCAGAAAUUAGCUUAACAAAUUCUGUAAAUAGACAUUUAACUGUCCUGUCAGUUCUGUAUGAAUUUUUUUCUAAAACCUGCAUACACACUUCAUGAUAAAGUAUUGCUUACGUGUGCUGUGUCCAUUUGCGUGUUUCUGCUGCACUUUCCAGAUGAUCUACACGACAGAACUGUGGGAAAUGAUCUCAGUAAAAAAAAAAUGUUGAUAGAUCUUUAUAUUUUUGAGGGUUGUUUUGCUUUUUGAUUCCUAAAGCACAGGCAACUGAGGCUGGAUAAUAUGGGGAGGGGGGAGCUUUAGAUAGAAAGUUAUUGUAUAGUCAGAUACUGAAAAUAUAUGGAAAAAAGAAUGGAUUUUUUUAACAAAGUAACCACCUACUGUAUAUUAGAAACAAACAAAAGACCCACCCAAUUUCUGUGAAUUAAAGUGCUUUUACAAGAAUGUGUACCAUUUUAAGUCUAAUUGAACUUGUUGAAGAGUUCCGGAAGCAGAGUUGUGAAGGGACUUGGUGACUCAAGAACUGUGCAAUUAACUCCGCAACUGUGAAGGUGGUGGUGGUGGGGGGGGGGGGGGGGGGUUCAGCUAUUUGUCCAUCCGGUCAGGCAAAACUGAAAUAGUGGAAAUAAUUUAUUGUGUACAGCAGUUUCUGAAAUGAUCCAAGGUCAUUGAAAUGACGUGUGGCAGAUCCUUUAAUAAACAGCACGAGACUGAAAUUCUGGGAAUGGUGGAUAUUAUUAGUAUGCUGCAAGUUAAAGAGGUGAUGGUGCCUGUUUUAAAAAGGCAGCCAAGCAAGCCUUGAGCAGUCAGUGCUGCUUCGUCCCUCUUCUCCGCUCCCCGACAUUUUCACUGUAACCAAAUGGGGUAUUCUAGGGCCAGUUCUGCAAUAGUGAAGUGUGAGGAAAUCUAUAUCGGUUGGCAUAUUUGGGGGUACAGUUUGGGUUUUCUGUCUUGGAUACCAAAAUGCUUUCUGCUUUCCUUGAAAUCCUGAUAUCAAAGAAGAAAGGGCUGAUUAUUGUCUUUGUGAAAGGGAGCAAGAAGGGCUUUUAGUUCCUGCAGUGAGCUAUUUGCUUUCCCUCGGCCUAUCUGUCUUUUAUUGGAGGAGUUAUGCUAUGCUACUGGCAUUAGCAUCCCUAGGGAGGAAUUCCUUUUCCAACCUGAACAUGUAAUCUUAUAGAAUUAAAUGAGUUUGGUCCACCAUGUGCCGGGUACUAUCAGUGGUGUCUUGUGAAGUUGGAAAAACAUAUAACAAUGUGGCCUCCAUUCAUAUGGUAUACCCAAGAUCAGGAUGUGGGUGGGUGGGGGAGAAUUCACUAUAAGAAUACUAAUUACUUUUGGGAAAUGUGAAAAACAACUCUCAGAGAUACUGGAGAUUUUGUCUGAACAGUCCCUUAUUGUGUAACAUAGGAAUGGGCUGACUUGAAUCUUGUGUAGUAUAUUUCCCCCCUUUUUAUACCUAGAAUCCCUCUCAUUGGACUGUGUGCUUGUCAACUGGUACAACAAUAAUGCCUUCCUAGAAAAGGAAUGCCUUAACUGUAAAAGUUCCUAAACCUGUGCUCUUGCUUAUGCAAUGUACAGGACAAUCCAACGGUUACUCUGCAGUCCCAUGCAUGAGACUGAACAGUGAACAUGCUUGGGAGAAUCAGGCCAGUAGCUUUCUAUUUCCUUACUCUUUGCCAGAAUUUCAGCAACCUGCAGGCGUUAGGCCCCUUCCGCACAUGCAGAAUAAUGCACUUUCAAUUCACUUUCAAUGCACUUUGCAGCUGUGCGGAGUAGCAAAAUCCACUUGCAAACAAUUGUGAAAGUGGAUUGAAAGUGCAUUAUUCUGCAUGUGCAGAAGGGGCCUAAGAUGAACCACAGGAAUUGGCCAGUGGAACUGGAGUCUUUUGUAUACUAAUGCAAACAUAGCAUGGUAAACAGCCUUGUUAUAACUAGGCAAUAAUCACAAAGGAGGUAUAAUGUGACAGGAUGUGUAUUGAAUCUACAGCCCAGCGACCAUAACAAAUCCGUGUUACCCAAUAAAAAUCCAAGCAACAAUCUUACCUUAAUCUUUCAGGGCUACUUUCAGGGCACAGCUUGUAAUGUACACGAGCCAGUGAUUCUUAGCUGUUCAAAUACCUGUACUUUGCGGAAUGAAGGAUAUUCUGUCUCCUCCAAGAGUGAGGAUGUGAAGUGGACUGUCCUAACCAAGCAGAGUGCCCACUGAUCUUUCGUUCAAACUCUGUUAUGUAAGGGCAGUGAAGGAAUUCUCUAAUCCUGAUUUUCCAAAUAGAGUUUUCUGCACAUUGACUAGAGAUGGCUUCCUCUUUCCUUAAAUUUAGUAGCUUUGAUGCUGACAUGAUUGGACACUAUACCAAGAUCCCGAUGGGUUAGAAAUUACCAUCACAAAGUAGACUCUGCCUUUAAAUGAAACUUAGCAAUUGAUAUAAAAUUUGAAAGCGUCAAGCAGACUUAACAUUGGUUUACUAAGACUUCCCACAUUUGAUAUUUGUUCUUCUUUUUAAAAGUGUGUUCCACAUACAUGUCUGGUGAAUGUGCAUUCCAGGUUGAAGUACAUCCUACAUGUUCAUUAAAUGUCUGCGACAGUGAAACAAUUUAGUGCCGACAGUCUCCUUGGUGUUGUACAGAACACCAAACUUGUGUGAUCCCUUAACAAUAUUAAGACAUGGUGGAAGUUAAAAGAGUGAGAGACAGCUUGAUUAGAGGAAUCACAAUGCUAUAGCUCUGUAAACAUGAUAUUAGUGGUCUAGAGAGGAUUUUCUUGUGAAACAGAUUUUGAGGGAGAGGUCUGGAAGAGGAGAGGAUGGUUUCUUAAUAAAUAUCAGUACAAUCCUACGGAGAGUUACUUCAGUUGAAGCCCAUUCAUUUCAAUGGGUUUAGAUGGGAGUAAGUCAAUGUAGAAUUACUCUGUAACAGCCGAGUCCUCAGCCUGAGGUGGCUGGGACUGGUGCUGCCAUGGUGCCACUUUUCCACCUCCAGAGGGCUUUCCAGUGGUGCAGGGAGGCAGACCCCCCCUGCCCCCAAAAAGCCUUCCACUGGAAAGCCCUCUGUAAUGUAUUCAAGCCCUUAGGCUUAUCCAGUCAAUGGAAUGUUCACAGCCUGAAGGGUUAAUUUAGAACUCCACGGGAUUGGCUAUGAGACCUGCACAGCAUUAUAAAGCCUGAGGACAGGGAGUCCUGAAAAAAAAGAAGUUAUGUUGUGAGAGCCAGAGUGAAUGGUAGCUCUGUUAUCUGGAAGUGGAGAGUCAGUUCAGAGUGGGCUUCUGAAUUAAGUACCAAGUUCAGAGUGCGUUUCUGAAUUAAGUACCAAGAAAGGCAGAGUUCAGAAAAAGAAAUCUGUACCAGAGUUUCUGGAGUUAAAUAUAACACACUGAUUAAUGUACUGAUUAAUCACAUUGGUGGCUUGGUUAUUUUUUUCCUCUGAGGAGAACCCCACUUAGAUAUGAAGCUUCUGAGAGAAGGGGAGUUAUAUAGAGAGGAUUGGAGCUUCCUUAAGGAGAACAGCCAGCCUUUUAUAAUAAACACCAUAUGAGAGAGACACUCUAAGGGAGAGUUAGUGUUAGUGUCCAAAAAACUGUGUGUGUAUAGUACUUACCUGAGUGUAAAAAGUGAGAUUUUUAGAAAAAGGGCUAGAUAGACAAGCAGAAUACUGUAACAACUGUAUUGAAGAAGCAGUUUUAUUUUCUCUAGUAUCAAAGUGAUUGUAUUAUCAGGAAGGCAUAAAUAUAGUGUCCUGUCUGUAAUUUGUAUCAACUGAAAAAGUUAUUUAAAAGAGAGACUAAAAUUUUGUACAUAGUAGCCUCUUUAAAACCACCUUCCUUUGUACUUAUCUUUUUUUCUCCUUAAUCCUUUGCUAGUUUAGUUCUUUUAAACUUCUUCCUGUAAAUAAAAUCUUUCAAUUUCUGGUUUCUAUUUUACAAGCCUCUGGUGCCAUUUUUUUAUUUAGUUCAUGACAAAGACAAGAGGUUAUUUUAGUUUUUUUCCAGAGAUACUGCCCUACUUAACAGACAAGUGCUCUGGAAGAAUAGCUAAAGACUAUUUAGAUGGCCUCUUAGGAAAAAAAAUAUGUGGGAAAACUGGACAAGAAUUCUUAAAUAGCCUCUCCAAGUUACUAAAUUUUUGUUCUGACAGUAAAAAGUUGCUCAGUCAGAGCUGUGCUGUCAGAUUUUCCUUCAGGGCACAGGCAGUUGGCAGCUUUCUGUUUGUGAGAGGCACACCCUCUCUCUGUGUCACUGAAGAGACUAGAGGGUGCCUUGUUAUACCUUCCAUAGGACUUGAUGGAUUUACGCCACCCUUUUAGGUGGCUAAGUCCAAACCCUAGGACGUGGCGCAACUGGUCACAAACCUGGGAUGGAAACAAACUAACAUUGGCUUCACCCUCAGAAACAAAACUGCUCAUCCCCGUUCUCCCCACUGGCAUCUAACUGGACGCCAGCACGGCUCCAUGGUGGUCUGGACUUCUGGGUUUUCCCACUAUGGAGCUGAGAGGCAGUCAGUCGCUUGGUCCUUUUGCCUCCUCCACUGGCAGGGGUGUCACUUCACCGUAGGAGGGGGUGAACUCAUCAGCGCAACCUAGCACUGCGUCCAAGACACAACCUAUCCACCCCCCAAAUUAGGAUUGCACUGUAAGUCUCUUGGAGCCCUAAAGGUGGUGGUCUAGGAACAGAACCAAUAGAGUUGCAAUGGGAUAUAUGUACAUUAUAUCCAGCUCUGGGUACAGACCUUAAUCAAGCCUAAUUCUUCUCCUUUCCAGAAAGGGUUAGUCUUGGCCAGAGUCUCUCAUGCUCAUAAUCCCUAGGUUGUGCUUUUCCUAAAAGCUCUUACAUAUAAAGAACAAUCUAUAUGGAGUUAAAGAAUUUCUUUACAGUGCAAUUCUAUAGACACUUGCUACAAUUGAUUCCAAUGGGCUUUGACACAAGUAACUCUUCAUAGGAUUAUACUGUUAAUCUACUUGUUAGUGAUUAGAAUUCUGAACCCUAAUGUGAAUGUUUAACCACCUUCUGGUUUUUCAUACGAAAAGUAAGCCUUCCUUUUAUCCCUUCUGCGUUCCACUGAUAAUCCUGGAGCAGAUUAUUCAUCAACACCAAUCUGAUACCUCCCUGUCCAGCAGGCUCUACUCCUGAGACUCCAGAACCAGCUAGCCUCUUCCCUUGACUUUGCUAGAUGCCAUUCUCUCUCUUCAACUGCCGCACUCAAUUGUAGGCCUGGUGGAACAGUUCUGUCUUGCAAACUCUGUGGAGCUGAGAUAAGUCCUGCAGGGCCCUGGUCUCAUUUGAUAGAUGGAUUCUCUCCUCUCCAUUUUACCUUUGUGACUGUCAUGUGAGUUAGGUAGGGUUGGGAGAAUGGCUGGCUCAAGGUCUCCCAGCAACCCAUCAUGGCAAAACUGGAAUCUUAAUCAGGUCCUAGUAUGAUGCUUUGCCCUGACUGGCCCAGGCUAGGCCGGUCUCAUCAGGGUCCGCCCUGGUACCCACUAAGGAAAUCCAGAGUUGCUACACAGAGGCAGGCAAUGGCAAACACCUCUGAACAUCUCUUGCCUUGAAAACCCUAUGGGGUUGCAAUAAGUCAUCUUUGUCUUGAUAAUACCUUAACCACGACACCGUUGUUACAAUUUUCCUAACACCUUUAGUAGUUCUGUUGAUACAGGAGUCUGGGAUCCAUGGCUGUGUUUAAUUUUCAGUGUUGGUAAACUAGACUUUUCUAGAUUCCUGAAAAGCAUGAAAGCACUUUUCCCCUGGCGUAGGCUCACUCAUUUCUACUUUCUACACUGUGUCUAAGCCGUCUUCUGUGUUGCUGCCAGUCCCACUGAAACUUAACUUGCUGUUGGCCACCACUGGCCUCCCGGUGGUCAAUUGGAAGCGUUCCUGAUAAGUUAAAAGAACAGUCCAUCCAAGUAGUAGGCCAAAAGGCCAAAUAAAUGGAAACUGCAAUGGCCACAGAACUGUAGAAUGCUUUGAUGGAAUGUCAGAAAACUUCUAGAAUGCUUUGAUGGAAUGUCAGAAAACUUCCAUGUCAUUCAAGUAGAAAGCAGUGAUACAAUGGGAUCAAAAUAAUUCUUCCCUUUCCUUUUCUCUGGCCCUUUCCCCCUUGCACCUCUCUUGCUCUGGAUUCUGCCUUAGGUCCACUUGUCUCCAAAUGCAGACUCCCCUACUGUGGUUUUGCUUCUUCAAAGCAGCACUGCUUUUUAUUAGGGUUCUCUUUAGGACCUGCAGUACUGUUGAAAACUAAUGAAGGAAAGAGCCCCCUGGUUAAUUUAGUGGCUCUUCUGUCAGAUCUUGCAACUUGCUGAACAUGCGUUUAACAUGUUUCAUAUUGCUUUGUUUCUUGCAGUUAACUGGACAGUGUAUUUGUUACCCUUCAGUGGUGUGAUUACCCCCAUCCUCCAUUGAUAUUUGUAGAUGGUACAUAUUUUGUGUUAUUCAUCUAUGCAAAUAAAUUGGACACAAUCCACUGGGAAGUUCUCCUGUGUAAGUUGUAUGGGCAUCAAAUCUUUACAUAGCUCCUAUCAGUUCCCAUGAGGGAGAAACCUCCAGUGGAAUGUAUUUGAUAACUUCAGAAUUGCAGUAAUGACUUGGAGCUAAACUAUUCCUUUUGCCUACAAUCCCUGUGGCCGCGUCUGCUAGAUCUGUGUCUGGGUAUCCUACACUGCGGUAUUGUAUAGAUCCUGGUGUUGUGAGUUUGUAUACCUUUUUUUUCUACUUUGAUCUCGUGUUUUAAAGGAAGGUAAAGCAAACUGUAUACAUUGGGGAGUUUCUCCUUUGGUUCAAUUGUAGACAACUGAACACUGCUAUGCAAGUGUUGUAUGGGAGGAAAAUGUUGUUCUGUAUAACUUAACACCUCUGUAAAUGUUUCAAGGAAUAAAAUCUUUAACUGUUUAUUACCAUGCAUAA
Messenger RNA from Sphaerodactylus townsendi, 11774 nucleotides. It is a transcript of the gene AAK1, whose product is annotated as AP2 associated kinase 1. The transcript has 22 exons. Gene Ontology annotation, molecular function: protein kinase activity; ATP binding. Gene Ontology annotation, biological process: protein phosphorylation. The record is from RefSeq and is a predicted model, not a curated record. NCBI's taxonomy places the organism in Eukaryota, Metazoa, Chordata, Lepidosauria, Squamata, Sphaerodactylidae. The coding region runs from base 543 to 3419 and encodes 958 amino acids.